GGGAGGGGCAAGGAGCCACAGCAGAUGAGGCCAUCAUCAAUUUCUGGCAAGCCCCGGCUGCCCGGCCGGCUGGACACCCCAGUCCCCAGAGAUAACCCCAUGCACUGUGGCUUCAUCCCUCCUUGGCCCUUUCUACCUCUGGCCUAGCUCGUAUUCCCAGUCCCCGACCGAUUGGCCGGUCCGAGUGGAUCACUGUAGCGGCCGGGGACUUUUCUCUCCUUCUUUUCCUGCCUGUCCUCCCUCUCCUUCCCCCGGGAGGAACACGACAGGGGUUGAUGGGAUGGACCGACUCCAGCCCCCCCCCUUGCCCAUGCCUGACCUCGAGGAAGCUUCAUUCAUAUUAGAAGCUUCUCGCGUUGACGGCUGUUCCUUCUUCUCUCUUCUUCCCCUUCCCCUCCAGCUGUUUCUCAGUCAACCAAGAUCGUGCUUACCGGUAUAUACAAGAAGCUCCUUUUUUGAGUUUAUAACUGUCUCUCGCUUAAACAGUCCCUCGCUUCUCAACAACAACAACAUUGACCGUCUUGUCUUGAGUUGUGCAGCAUUCUAGCCUCCACCCAGGUUUAAUUCUUUGCAUUGUACUGCAUAAUAAUUUCAAGUCCUCUUAAUCACACAACACAACAGCCAAGAUGAAGACCUUCGCCGCCCUCGUCGCCUUCCUGGCCCCCGCUGCCAUAAUGGCCCAGACCCCCACCACAGCCGCCACCGGCGCCUCGUCCACCUGCGAAGCCGAGUACAUCGUCGAGGACUGCCUGAGCAGCACCCGAGCUCGCCAGGAAGAGUGCAGCUACAAUGACUACACCUGUCAGUGCCGCGCAUAUGAGGCCAUCGCGACCUGCUACAACAACUGCCCCAACGACAACCGUGCCCCCAUCGCCCAGGGCCAGGUGGACCAGUUCUGCGCCCUGGCCAGCCAGUACGCCUCCACCACCACGGCCACGGCCACCGGCAGCGCCGCCAGCACAUCCUCCACCGGCUCGGCCGCCGCGACUGCCACCGACUCCGACUCCGAGUCCAGCAGCACUGCUACUUCCAGCAGCGCCUCCAGCUCCUCCAGCAGCGAGAGCUCGUCUGCCAACUCGGCCGCCGACCUUGCUAUCAGCGCCGGCGGCCUCCUGGCUGCUGUUGCCGGUGUCAUGGGUGCCCUCCUGUAAGAGGCCCCUUUGACCAUCUCCCUCCAUCACAACUCCGUCGGGGUUAGAUAGUGGGGGGGGAGAGCACAUGUCUAUGCGUGGUCGUGCGAGCAAGCUUUGAGCUCUUCAGGCACGCACCGGCACUGAGCGGGUUAGGUACGACGUCAUGAUGGAUGAUGUGUGAUGGGAAUGAAGGCGUUGUGAGGGAUCGACUUAAUAGCGGAGGGAUUGGGUAAUUGUUGCAUCGCACUGUGUGCGUGUGCAUUGGCUUCAUGUCCGUUCCUUCACAGCUCUGGAAAGGCCCAGUCGUGUGUGUCAGAGAGUGAGAGAGAGAGAGCAAGGGGGACCAGGGCAUGCUUAAGACAGGUUGGAGAUACUUUCCGGUCAUCACAUUUACCUGAAGUAUAUAGCCAGUCUCGCUAGUGUCUAAUACAGCCCAACAGACCGAAGCCAUGGGCUACGUCUGUCCUUCAAAACGAGCUGCUUUGUUGCUCCUGCGUACGGGAUAAUUCCAGCCCAAAAACUUACCCUGACCGUACCUCUGUCGAGAUAGCUACCGUGCCGCGCACCUAGGGUUUUUGAAAACGGUGUUUUUACUAAUACUCUCUAGUAAUAGCUAUAACUACUAAUAGUCCUUCCUUCCUUAGUAUACCUUAA
Messenger RNA from Diaporthe batatas, 1787 nucleotides. RefSeq lists its product as uncharacterized. The record is from RefSeq and is a predicted model, not a curated record. Bases 627 to 1151 code for a protein of 174 amino acids. NCBI's taxonomy places the organism in Eukaryota, Fungi, Ascomycota, Sordariomycetes, Diaporthales, Diaporthaceae. The transcript has 2 exons.